Molecule: messenger RNA, 1901 nt
Organism: Prorocentrum cordatum
Lineage: Eukaryota; Dinophyceae; Prorocentrales; Prorocentraceae
Source: the annotation of a GenBank genome assembly
AGGCCGGCCCGCGCCGCACGAGGCGCGCGCGGGCGCGGGCCCAGCGGGGGCCCAGCCGGGUGUUCGGCCGCGCGCGCCCUCAGCGGGGGGCGCCUGUGCGGCUCCAUGGGCGCGCCGCCGGAGCAGCCCGCAGGGGAGGGCGCCAAGGAUGUCGCGGAGAGCGCGGCGGCCGAGAGGCAGGAGGACCGGGAGCAGGGCCCGCACGUCCGCUUCGGGGUGACCGAGCCCAUCAGCCUGGGGCUGCCGACCAAGGAGGAGGUGGCCCGCACUGGGACCCUGCUGGAGGAGCUCCGGCGAGACGCGCCCCUGGAGGGGGAGGAGAAGAUGCGGUUCCGCAGCUCGGUCCUGGUCGAGGUGAGGCGCAUCGCGCUGCAGUGGGUCUACGAGGUGAGCAUCCAGCAGGGCAUGGACGAGGAGGCCGCGAGGCUGGCUGGAGCAAAGAUCUUCACCUUUGGAUCGUACAGGCUCGGACUCGUGAGCCCUGGGUCAGACAUAGACGCGCUGUGUGUCGUUCCGAGACACAUCACGCGCGAUAAUUUCUUCCAGGUGCUCGCAGGCAAGCUCGGCGAGAAUCCGGACGUGACAGACCUUUCGCCUGUGCCCGACGCGUAUGUGCCAAUCAUCAAACUCACGAUGUGCGGCAUUGAGAUGGAUCUGCUCUUCGCGCGACUGUCGCUGACACAGAUACCAGAAGAGCUGGAAUCUCUGAAUGAUGACAACCUGCUAAAGAAUAUGGACGAUAAGACGGUGCGAAGCCUGAAUGGCUGCAGGGUCGCUGAUCACAUUCUCGAGCUAGUGCCCAAUCCCGACAGUUUCAGAGAUACGCUGCGAUUCGUCAAGAUUUGGGCAAAACGACGGGGUAUCUACUCAAAUGUCCUUGGCUUUUUCGGCGGGAUCACAUGGGCAAUUCUCGUAGCUCGGGUGUGCCAAUUGUACCCACACUUCACCGCGGCUGCGUUGGCGAGGCGCUUUUUCAGGGUGUACGACCGCUGGGAUUGGAAGAAUCCAGUGGCUCUGUGUCCUAUCCGUGAGCAGCCAACUGUAAACGGGCUAAUGCAGUUUAAAGUGUGGAACCCGAAGUUGUAUCCUCAAGACCGGAUGCACUUGAUGCCCAUCGUCACUCCAGCGUUUCCAUCGAUGAAUUCUACAUACAAUGUGUCUGAGUCAACGAAGAGGACUCUCCUGGCAGAGUUCGACAGAGCGUACAAGUUAAUGGAGCAAGUCGAACAGGGGUCAUGCAAUUUCGCGGAUGUGUACAAGCCGUUGCCGUUUUUCUCCACGUACAAGGUGUUCUUGCACAUCGAGAUCCUGGCGAGGUCGAAACCGCUGUUCUCGAAGUGGAGAGGAUGGAUCGAGUCCAAGCUGCGCCACCUGGUCAAGCACAUGGAGAACAUACCGUCCGUGAGCGUGCGCCCCUGGCCGAACCACGUGGACUUCGAGGACGCGGAGUGGCCCUACGCCACCGCCGUCUUCAUGGGCAUGACGGUCCCCAAGAAGGGCUCGCACCAGACCAUCGACCUGCGCGGGCCCGUGACCAAGUUCGUGGAGAUCAUCCACUCGUGGCAGGGCCACGGCGAGUACGCGGGGCAGUGCGACAUGAACGUGCGGCACGUGCUGCGGCGGGACCUGCCGCCCUACGUGCCCACCGAGGACGGGAAGCCGCGGAAGGCGGCGGCCAGAGUGGACUCCAUGGAGUCCCUGGCGCUGGCGGGGCCCCAGGCGGGCGACGUGCCCGAGGCCGGAGCCAAGCGGGAGACCGACGCCACCGACGCCCCAGCCGCGAAGCGGCCGCGCAGCGGCGAGGUGACCGGCGUUGCGCUGCCGCUGCCGGCCCUCGCCGCCACGCAGGGGCCGCCCGAGGCGCGGGCGCUCGCGGCGCCCGCGGCCGCGGCGGAGGACGC